CCAUUUUGCAAUGUGGGAGAGAGAGAGAGGGGCCACUUUUUAUGGCUAACGAAUAAAAGAAAGCGGUUUUAUGUGCUGAGGACAAAGAGCGCCAAACGUCUCCGUGUCCGUCAUGGAGGACACCACUAAUGUCAUCACACACUCAUCCGCUGCCUCGUCUUCCUCCUCCACAUCGGCGGCACUGGGCUCCCACACACGGCAAACCAAAGAGAAGCAAUCCUCCCAGGGUUUUCAGCAGAAAACGGCAGAUGAUUCUCUCAUCCAGGUCAUAAAGAAGCUCAGCAAGAUUGUGGAGAAGCGGCCCCAGCGUCGCUGCGCAUCAGGGGGACAGAAAAGAGCACUCCAAGUGGGGGAAAGGGGAGCUGAGCAGGGGGGCGGCUCUAUAUGUAAGAAAAUUAAAAGGAACUAUAAGGACGAGGUGGGAUUAGAGCGCAGCACAGCUGACAGCAGUCUUCCCUCACCUUUGUCAGGUGAUGAUAACAACAAUGUGACCACCACGGUGGCAGAGGUAGCUGCCAACCCCAACAGCAGCGACCACAAGCGGACGGUGACGUGCUAUCAGUGCAGCCUGUGCCCCUAUCUCUCCCAAACACUGCCCCUGCUGAAAGAACACCUGAAGCAGCACAACGAGCAGCACAGUGACCUCAUCCUCAUGUGCUCCGAGUGUCACUUUACCUCCAGAGACCACGAACAGCUGGAGGCGCACGUCAGGAUGCACUUUGACAACGGAGACAACCAGAAGAGAAAGUACCUGGUGAGUGAGGCGAAGGAAGAGGUUUUAAAAAAGCAGGAUGUGGAUCUAACAGGUGACAACUGUAGUGCAGGAACCGAAGUGAAGAAAAGCUCAGUGAGCAGUGCUAAGGAGUUACCACAGAAGAAGAAGUGGUACAGCUAUGAGGAGUAUGGCCUGUACCGCUGCCUGAUCUGCAGCUACGUUUGCAGUCAGCAGCGAAUGCUCAAAACCCAUGCCUGGAAGCACGCCGGCCUCGUCGACUGCUCCUAUCCCAUCUUUGAGGAUGAAGAUGGAUGUUCUGCAAAGAGAGAGGUGCAAGCUGCUCCUAACAAUGCGUCAGCCAGAGAGGAAAUAGUUGUUCUUCAAGAUAAAAGCCUGCAAAAGCUCCCCACCGGCUUUAAGCUGCAGCUCUGCAUGCCCGUGGACAAACAGGAAGUGCUGAAUCUUCAAGGCUCUCAUCUCAGUGAAAGUCCAAAAACGGUAGAGGAAGAGUACCCCAUCAAAGACCUGACGUCUGAGGAGCCCGUGGUGGAGGUGCAGGUGACCACUGAGGCAGAGACGGAGGUGGAGAUAGGCGGUCACCAUGAAAGCACCUCUGUGACCGACAGCUUGCUGUCAUCGGCUCAGAAGAUCAUCAACAGAAGCCCCAACAGCGCCGGCCAUAUCAAUGUGAUCGUAGAGCGGCUUCCUUCAGCUGAGGACUCAGUCAUGGCCUCUAACCCACUUCUUCUCAGCCCAGAUGUGGACGGGGAUAAGAGCUUACUGGAGAAAAAAGCAGAAGAGCAGGAGCAUGUGGAAGGUGUGAAAGAUGAGGUGGUCCUCUGCUACAGUCCGGGGAACACUAACGAAAGCCAGCACUUAGGAGCCGAUAUCAAAUCUUCCAUCACUAAAAGUAACGAACUUCCACGGGAUGAAAACGUCCCCCCAGCUGGUCGCAAGAGGACGCACUCGGAGUCUCUCCGCCUCCACUCGCUGGCUGCCGAGGUCCUCGUGGCUAUGCCUAUGAGGACGCCCGAGCUGCCCAACUCUGGCGCCAAGGUAGCUCUGAAGACCGUUCCGGCACAGGCGCAGAGCCCGACAGCAGGCCAGAAACCCACAGAGGGGGCUGCAGCCGGACAGAAGGCCUCUGACGUGGGAACGGCAGCAGCUAUGCUGAACUGUAAUGAGGGCAGAGAGGAAACUCUAGGAUCUCUGGGCCUGGGCAAAGGAGACGACGACGGGCCUGCAGCUAAUGGCGGGAUCAGCCUUUCCCUGCUCACAGUCAUUGAAAGACUGAGGGAGCGCUCAGACCAGAACACCUCGGACGAAGACAUCUUGAAAGAGCUUCAAGAUAACGCACAGUUCCAAAAUGGAGCUGGAGUGGUCACGGCGAAUGGAGCGGGCAGUUACGUGUGCUCCAGUGUUCCAGGGAUGGACGGGUUGGUCGGCUCUCCUGACAGCAGUCUGGUGGAUUACAUCCCCGGCAGCGAUAGGCCGUAUCGCUGCCGCCUGUGUCGCUACAGCAGUGGCAACAAGGGCUACAUUAAACAGCAUCUGCGGGUGCACAGGCAGAGGGAGCCGUAUCAGUGUCCCAUCUGUGAGCACAUCGCCUCAGACAGUAAAGACCUGGAAAACCACAUGAUCCACCACUGCAAGAGCCGGAUGUACCAGUGCAAGCAGUGUCCAGAUGCCUUCCACUACAAGAGCCAGUUAAGAAACCAUGAAAGAGAGCACCACAGCUUCAGCAGUGACGUGGAAAUGCUCACACCAGUCGCUGAGACGGCGGCCGCAAUGGAGGAAACGGAGCGGGUCACAGAUGAAGAAGGUAGUCCACAGAAGAUGUUUAAGUGCGACGUGUGCAACUACACCAGCUCUACGUACGUCGGGGUGAGGAACCACCGGCGCAUUCAUAACUCUGACAAACCUUAUCGGUGCUGCAGCUGCGAUUUUGCCACCACCAACAUGAACAGUUUAAAGAGCCACAUGAGGAGGCACCCUCAGGAGCACCAGGCCGUGCAGCUGCUGGAGCAGUACAGGUGCUCUCUGUGCGGCUAUGUGUGCAGUCACCCACCAUCGCUCAAAUCCCACAUGUGGAAGCACGCCGGAGACCAGAACUACAACUACGAGCAGGUUAACAAAGCCAUUAACGAGGCAAUCUCCCAGAGCAGCCGAGCUCCUCAGAAGUUAUCUGCGGUGGUAGAGUCUGUGGCAGAGCGCCCGGCAGUGUCCCCACACUCAAAGGACAAAGCAAAGAGCACAGCGGAUCCACCGCUAACACCCACAUCAGCAACUAAAGCUGCUCUGUCAGCUGACAGCCCAGUGGGCUUCUCCACACCUCCCACAGAUCCUUCAAAGUGGUCCCCCGAGUCCGCAAGCCCCCAGGGGAAGGACCCUGCGCAGCUUCAGUCUCAGUCCCAGAGCCAUCCACGCACGGGCCAGCUCCCCCCGCCAGGCCCCGGCAUGGAGUACUGUGUGCUCUUGUUCUGCUGCUGCAUCUGCGGCUUCGAGUCCACCAGCAAAGAGCGACUGAUGGAGCACAUGAAGGAGCACGAGGGAGACAUCAUCAGCAUCAUCCUGAACAAAGAGCAGCAGCAGUCAGAAGCACAACCAAGCCUCCAAACAGCAGAGUGACACAUGCACUUUCCCCCCUCCCCAUCCUGACUUUGACCCCCACCCUGUGCUUUCACAAGCUUUUCAUGAGGUUUCUGUCCGUCAGCGAGGCGGCGGAGGAAACAUUUUAAAUCUACUGCAUCACAGUAGUCCAGUCAUUUCAGUGACGGUACUCUGAUUGGUUCGGUUGUUGCAUCAAAAGGUUACGUUUGUAAGGCUGCGAUGACUCGUGUCCACACAUUUCAGAACAAACGAUGAAAUGUUUUAUUGACGAUGUUCUUUCGAAAGGAAUGUUUAAAAAACGAUUGACAGUGCUAUAAGCCGUUAAUAUUUGUGUCAAAUAAUUACACACUAAAUGACGCAAAAUGUGUCUGUAGGGAAGCGAUUUUGCUUUCAAGGGAGGAGCCCGAGCUCUCGACUCAAGUCCGUUUUUUUCACUCUACAGGGACGUGUUCAUACCUCACAAAACCACGCGAUCCCUCAACCAGAAAAGAUUUCCAUAUUUUCAAGUCUAAUCCAUAUAUUUUUGAUUCUAAGGCAGCUCUUUUAUUGCUACUGUAUUUAAUGUAUUUAAUCUGACAGAGUUGAAGCUCUAGCCAAGUAGUGGAGGUGCAGACUCACCGAUGCCUAAAAAGGCAUUUACCACAGCUUAAAAAAACCUUUCAAUAUUUAUCUGUUUAUUUUAAUGCAUGUUAAGUUCCGUUAUGCCAAUUUAAACGACUAUCUUUGUUAUAUUUUCUUUCUUCUUUUUGUGGCUCUUAUUGUAGUUUUACUGUUUGUUAAGUAGCUUCUUUAGCAGAGACCCUGAUAGUUCUCAAAGGUGGAGCGUAAGUUGACUGGAGCAAAGCAGGAACUGGCCUUUGGAUCGUUUUCAGUUGGUGUAAAAGCAUGUCGACAAAAGGAAUAACAAAAAGGGAAGCUGGGAUUGGCGGGGCUCGUGUUGUAAUACAACGAUGUUUGAAAGCCGGUUUAUGUCAUAUCGAAUGCGACACAAUUAUCACUCGAUUGUGAUUGUGGUGCUAGGUUCACUUUAAGACUUAUCAUUGAAGGUAUUUUUAUAGCUCAUGCUGUUUAUGAUGUAUAUAAUAACAUUUUUAUAAGGAUAUUUCCACUUUUUGUCAGUGUUUUUAAAAAUAUAAACUUUCUAGUAUCAGCUUGAAGCGCGGCUGCUGUCCCAGCUUGAACAUGCCUGAAAUGAGAAGACGUGGAUGUGAAAAUAAAGUUUUUAAGUCAACGUGUUUUGGGGGUGUUUCUGGCGAAGUCCCAUGUCCUCUCACUGGCAGGAGGGCAGGCACUGCAGACCUCAGCCCAGCUCUUUCAAAUGAUGAAUGGCUGGCAGCAAUAGUAUUCACUGACAUCUUUUGAGCAUAAAAAAUUGAAACCUGGUAUUUUAAAUGUUGCUCAAAGUGUGCAAGAAACAUCUGGAGGAGAUGAUAUUUACCUGGGUGUCACUCAAUGACCCUCGCUGUCCAUUCAGGAGGUUCAAGUUCAAGUGAGGAGCAAUCAUCCCGUGCCAUCCUAGUAGUCGUUCCAAGCCUAACGCACGACCGCGCCGGUCACGCCACUCAGCAAAUUUGGCUCCCUGUUCCUCCUCUUUCUAAAAACGAUUCACUCUGGAGAAAAUCCACUGCACAGAUGCAAGUAGAAAGAAACUCGCACAAGGAGUUCACUUUGGUGGGCCUUGGAGUUCAGUCGAGGGGACAGAUCCUGAGUGGUGAGUGAGGUUGGAGUGUUAAGAUUGCAAGUGAAGAUUUGACCUUUAAGCCUGCGUGAUAAAGGAUAUAAGCAGCAUGCAGAUUGGUGUUUUCUAGUCUGAUUGGUAGUGACUGCAGUGAUUUUGGUUCAUUUAUUUGACACCCAGCAUUUCACAGCUUAAUUGUCUUGCGUUGCUCACCUCAGAGCCUUGAAGGAUAACAUCCCCAUUUCUGCUGGAGUCGUCCAAAAACACAUCAAGAUUACAGGAAAAUAAAAGUUAACAGAAAAUUAAGAGCGAUUAAGAAGAUGAGGCUUACUAACCGGGAGCUCGGUGACAAAAUCUCCUGUUAAUUCAUCAGUAUGUCUCCUUAUUUCUUGCAUGCACACAGACUGAGGAAAUUAAGAUAAAAUGGCAUAUCCAUAACUCACUUCCUCUCACCCCCCACCUCACCUUACAGAACAGCUUGAAAUUCUGUCGGCAUGCGUGUGCAGCGCAGAGGAUGAAAGAAAAUUAAAUCUCUAUCUCAAAGACCUGUUACCUCGCCUGGAAUUCUCAUUAUCAUAGGAGAUAAUUAUUGUCUGACUUUUAAUUUACAUUUUUACGUGGCAGGAUUAAAAAUGAUGGGCAAUUCAAAAAGGAAAAGUGGGAUUUUACUCCUGUCUCGUGUCUUUAAAGGACCGGACCAACCGCAUGCUCUCAGCAGCCUGUUUUUAGUUAAGUAAAAGGCUCAUUCCAGGUGCUUUUCUUACAUUUUCCAUGCACCUCUUACAGUUUACUCUGCAGAAAAAUUAGGUAGGACUUGGGUCCAUUGAUUCUUCCAUCCAUUUUCUACUACUUAUCUGGGUCUGGGGCGGUAGGGCAGCAAUCUAAGAAUAGUUGCCCGAAUCAUGUGGUUCCUCAAUCCAUCUCAAAGAGAGGAUCCAGACACUCUUUGGAGGAAGCAGCGUGUAUGCAUGAACUUAUUCAUUUGGUUAUUACUCACAGCUUUGCCUUUAGGUGAGAGGAGACUUCUUAGCCUUUAUGCUUGGCUCUCUCUUCACUAUAGCGGUAUGGCAUCAUGGUGCAUCUGUCAAUCUCCUGCUCAAGUCUGCCCCAAUGUGUGAGCAAGAUAAUUGAACCCUAUUGCUGCCCAGCCUCACACUUUUUCCAGCUUGGCUCCAAGGCCCUAUCCCGCUCUGCACUUUGUAUGAAAUCCCAUUGUGAGCUGUGAAAAGUAAAAAGCAAAGACAGAAAACAAUAUUACUGUACAAGCUGUUAGUGCUUCCUAUUGGUCGGACAGAUUGAUCAGGAAGUGAAAACAGACGUGAAAAGCAGCAGUGUGAACAUCAGGCCUGACUCGGUUUAACUGCUCAGCUUUGCAGUGUAACUGAUGAUCAUCGAUACUUUGGGUUCAGAAUUUCACCGUCACAUCCCAUAAAAAAAAACAAUAUCCAUGCAGCCAUGUGCCAACUAUUACUAGCUUCCCUAUUCUACCAGCAGCACAAAUAUGCUAGCUGCUACUGCUAACACAUACCGCUAUGAAAAAAAGUGCAAUUUUUAAAAAUGCAUCAAAAGCUAAUUUCGUUUGCCAAUAUUAAUCAAGGAACAUGCAGAUAGUGCAGUGCACUAUUUGACCUGGCAGAUCAGCUGACCUCGGUAGCAGCCAAUACCAGAUCUCAGGUGUAGUGUGCACAUUUAAGUUGCUUUAGCCUGCCCAAAAUCUCUCCAUCUGCAAGCAGCUUUGCAACCCACCUCACUUUCAUUUUCUCCUUUUCACGCUGUGUCUGGC
Molecule: messenger RNA, 6786 nt
Organism: Pelmatolapia mariae (spotted tilapia)
Lineage: Eukaryota; Metazoa; Chordata; Actinopteri; Cichliformes; Cichlidae
Gene: znf507
Product: zinc finger protein 507
Exons: 7
Coding region: 113-3343 (1076 amino acids)
Biological process (GO): positive regulation of transcription by RNA polymerase II
Cellular component (GO): nucleus
Source: RefSeq, a predicted model, not a curated record